AUGAGGCGCCUGGUUGGUGACCAGUGUCAGCUCUUGGGCUUGUAUUCUGAUUUUCAGUCUGCAGAGCAACUCACACAGCUGGUGAAAAAAGCCAGGGGAGAUGAAGUGACGCCAGGGCCCCACCAGCAGUGCGGAGUAGAAAUGGGGAAGAAGUAUAAGAAAGAAGAAAUAGAAAAGAAAUUAGAUAGCCAAGCAGCCGCGGUGUCUGGGUUCGUGUCUCUGCUCCCAGGGCUAUGGCCACUGCGGGAGAAGGCAGAGGAGCUGAACCUCUCGGCUCUGCACAGCCCCACACAGAAGCCUCCAGGUUUCAGCCUGGCCCAGAAGCCAUUUGGAGCCACAUAUGUCUGGAGCAGCAUCAUAAACACUCUCCAAACGGAAGUAGAGGUCAAAAGGAGAAGGGAUCAUUUAAAAUGGUACAAUGACUGCUUUGUGGAUUCUGAAGCUGUGGAUGUGAUUUAUUCGCACCUAAUUAAAAAUAAGUACUUCGUGAUGUAUCAUGAUAUUCCUCGGGCCAAAGUGGUGAGAGUGUGUCAAGCACUUAUGGACUACAAAGUAUUUGAAGCAGUUCCAACCAGAGUCUUUGGAAAAGACAGAAAACCUACUUUUGAAGAUAGUAGUUGCAGCCUGUAUAGAUUCACAACAGUACCUAACCAAGACAGUCAAUUAGGCAAAGAGAACAAACUGUAUUCACCUUCUGGGUACACAGGUACACGAUUUAAGUCAUCUGAUAUCAGAUUGGACAGUUUGGAAGACCUGUGGGAAUAUUUGAGUUUACAGCCUGCUAACUCCCCUCGUGUAAAUCUCUCUGCAACUCUGUCUCCACAAGUUAUUAAUGAAGUAUGACAAGAAGAAACAGUUGGGUGCCUACUACAAGUUGUAUACCUUCCACUUCUUGACUCCUUACUCAAACAGAAAGAGGUUGUAUCUAAAGUUCCUCAACCAAAGAGGCAGCCUGACAUGAUCAACAGCAGUAACUAUCUGGAUCGAGGGAUUCUCAAGGCCUAUAGAGACUCUCCGGAUGACGAGUGGCUCUCUGCAGCGAUCGACUGCCUGGAAUACCUUCCAGACCCCACGGUGGUGGCUGUAAGCAGAAGCUUCCCGAGCAGAAGCCCCGAGCAGCCCGACAGAACAGACCUGGUGAAGGAGCUUCUGUUUGAUGCCACUGGCAAACACUACAGUAGUAGGGAGCCUCUACUGAAUCACUUAUCUGAUGUUCAUAAUGGAACUGCAGAACUCCUAGUAAAUGGGGAGACUGAAAUAGCGUUAGAGGCUACUCAGCUUUUUCUGAACCUUUUGGAUUCCCAAAAUAGAGAAGAAUUUAGAUGGCUACUGUAUUUCAUGGCUGUUGCAGCACAUCCUUUAGAAUUUAAAUUACAGAAAGAAGAUGAUAAUCGAAUGGUUGUGAAAAGGAUAUUUUCAAAAGCUAUUGUUGACAAUAAAAAUUUAUCCAAAGGCAAAACUGAGCUUCUGGUACUCUUUUUAAUGGAUUAUCAAAAAGAUGUUUUUAAGAUUCCUGGAACUCUACAUAAAAUUGUUAGUGUUAAGCUUAUGGCAAUACAGGAAGGAAAAGAUCCAAAUAAAGACACAAGGUAUAUUUGCUGCCAGAGAAUUGAUCCAAGUGUCUAUUCCAGCAGCACACAGAAGAAAACCAAAGAUGAACUGUUGAAUUUACUAAAAGCUAUUGAUGAGGAUUCAAAACUAUCUGCCAAAGAGAAGAAGAGAUUGCUAGGUCAGUUCUAUAAGUGUCAUCCAAAUAUUUUUACUGACUAUUUUGGAGACUGA
Heterocephalus glaber (naked mole-rat) is the source of this 1782-nucleotide messenger RNA. The record is from RefSeq and is a predicted model, not a curated record. NCBI's taxonomy places the organism in Eukaryota, Metazoa, Chordata, Mammalia, Rodentia, Bathyergidae.